This is a messenger RNA of Dermacentor andersoni, 3438 nucleotides long. RefSeq names its product organic cation transporter protein-like. Gene Ontology annotation, biological process: transmembrane transport. The record is from RefSeq and is a predicted model, not a curated record. Gene Ontology annotation, molecular function: transmembrane transporter activity. Gene Ontology annotation, cellular component: membrane. Lineage: Eukaryota; Metazoa; Arthropoda; Arachnida; Ixodida; Ixodidae.
AGAUGGCCGAUUCACAAGAAAUUUCUGUUAAAGUCUUAGAUCGAAGCACAGAGACGUGAUAAAGGACACGGGACAAGCUGAUUUCUUCAUACCUGUGCGGUCAUUUGUAAUCGGAAAAGCCAAGCCUGGACGGUGAAACAGUGACUUCAGAGAAAGCCCUUUUCUUUUCCCUUUGGAUCGCACGGUGGUCUCAAGGCGCUGUUUUGUUUGAGAUGGGUACCAGACUGGUCGGUUGUGUUCCUACGUUCUCAACUUCCGACAGUAUUUGACGAGACGAGGGAAUGAGAACCGGCUAGUGAACCACUUUACGGCAAUUUCUGGUGAGGAACGUUUGCGACAUUAUUCUGCUUGGCUUCGCGCUGUCUGGCGCAGGAGAACAAAAAUAUGAUCGAGCCCGAGUGGGAGUCGGGAACAUAACAAAAGUGCUCGUACUCUCAUAUGCAGAGAACAGGACAACGAAAAACCGGAGGCAGAAGAGCUGUGUGGUUUGUGAGAUCCUUAGAAUAGACACAGAUGGGCCUUAAGCUGUAGCUCACACUUGCAUUUUGCUGUGACCAAAAAAAAAAUAAACAGGGGCACGUCGUCCACAUCCGUUUGAGAAGCUCACGUGAAAAGGAGAUUUUUUUUUCGUUUGUUUCUUUAUCGUUUUCGAAAGAAACGAUAACGGAUCACUCGUCUUUGAGUGUUUCUGAAAACAACAGCUCGAAGAUUGGUGCAGUAUUGUAACUUCGAGCACGCGCUUGCGUUAUUAUUUUCUUUUCUUCUUCAAACGAAUGGAAACAUUGACACGAGAAAUCUGCGGAGGAAGAAACAGCGCCUAGACGUCUUUUCGGAGUAACUCGUGCCGAUAACGCGCUUGAGUGAUUGCGCAGGGCAAGUGUGCGCCCCGCACCUUGUCUACACGGGCUGAACUCGGCGGCGACUCGUUUCCUGCAAGCAGCUUCCCUGGCGGUGCGAGCUCCUGUUGUGCCUUGUUGUGCCUUUGAGGAACCAAACCCCGCGCCUUAGAGCAAACGCAGGGAACUCAUAGGUGAACGUUCCACUGCCUGCUGUUCAAGGCAGUGGUGGAAAUGCAAGCGUCAGUUUGAUUAUAUACAGAGUCGAGAGGUCGGCGAGACGGCGGUGCUCCAAGAUGGCCGAGAUUGACGUCACGAAUGUCAUCGGAGACUACGGCAAGUUCCAGAGGAACGUCUACCUGUUCUGUCUUCUCAAAGGAAUUCCCAACGGCCUGCAUUUGUUCAUCUACAGCUUCUUCCUGCCGGCGGUCGAAUAUUGGUGCGCGAGGCCGGACAGCCUGGCCGCGAACGUGACGUCCGAACAGUGGAAAUCGCUGGUGCUGUCGUCGAACUGGACCUCUGGCGCAUAUUUGUCGUCGCUUCGCAGUGGUCGUUGCCGGAUGUUUGACUUCGAGUUGUCGGACGAAGGCAUUCCAGAGUUCGGUAACGCUACGGUGCGCUGCGACAGCUGGGAGUACGGUCGGAGCUACUACCGAAGUUCCCUGGUGCAAGAGUGGGAUCUGGUGUGUGAUCGAGCAUGGACGAGAAGCCUGGUGCAGACGGCCACCAUGAGCGGAAUGCUCGUCGGCACGCUGGUGUCAUCACUGGGAGACAGGCUCGGACGACGACCCAUGGUGAUCGCUGGCUACGUGACCAGCCUCGUUGGCAGCGUCUGCGUCGCGGUGUCCCCGUGGUUCUCGCUUCUGGUGCUCUUCAGGGGCCUUCUGGGCCUCGGCUUCGGACUGGGACAGACCGCAUCUUUUUGCCUUCUGAUGGAGGUGAUCGGUCCUCAGAAGCGGACGACCAUGGCCGUAGCUUUCAGCGUCGGCUUCGCUAUCGGCAUCAUCAUGCUUCCGGGAUUCGCGUGGCUCCUCCAAGACUGGAGGUCCCUGCAGGCCGCCAUCAGCGUGCCCUUCCUGUUCUUCGUCGUUUGGUCAUGGUACUUGCCGGAGUCUCCGCGCUGGUUGAUAGCCACGGGAAAAAUGACUGCGGCCCGAAAGGUCAUACUGAAGGCCUGCGCUGACAACGGACAGCCAGUCGACGACAUUGACUCGGUGCUUGGGCAACUAAGGAAAAAAAUCUUGCAGCAAGAGCAAGCGGCGAAGAAGAACGCCGGCUGCUUGGACCUUGUGAGGAGUCGGAGGGUGUUCCUCUACACCUGCAUUCUGGUCUACGCUUCUGCGGCGAGCGGCAUGAUCUUCUACGGCCUGCAGCUCUCGGUGACCAACCUAGGCGGUGACCCGUACCUGACGUUCGUCCUCGCCGCGGUCGCCGAGCUACCCGUUGUCGUCAUCUGCUACGCGGCCAUCCGGUGGUGCCGCCGGCGUUGGACCAUGCUCGCCGUGUACGGCAUCGCCGGCGCAUGCGCAAUCAGCGUCGCCGUACUGCCGCCAGAGUGGGUGGUGCCUCGUCAGAUGUGCGCCAUCGGCGGGAAGAUGCUGGCCUCCGCCUCGCUGACGCUGGUGUGGAUCUUCGCGGCCGAAGUGUUCCCGACGUUGUACCGGACGGUCGGAGUCAGCGCCUGCCUGGUGGGCACCCGCAUCGGUUCUUCGACGGCCCCGUUUCUGUUGGAACUGAGAACCUACCUGACUGACUCAAUCCCCAUGGCCACUCUGGCAGCCAUUUCUAUUCUGGCCUCUUCACUGAUGCUCUUGCUGCCGGAGACGCUACGGGUUGCGCUGCCGGACACGAUACGCGAGUCCAAACAGCUGGGGAAUUCGAGGAAAGCAGAUAAGGACGUCUCCUCUAAGGACACUACGAUCGACUCGAAACUUCAACUCGCGGGGACUGAACCAACCGCACUUGAGAACGACGUCAAGCACUGAACUACCUCCCACCAUCCAUCACCAGGACUUCGCUAUGAGAAUGCCAGCAAUGGCGAUAACCACGAUGGGCUGGUUCGACUGCCUUGUUGAGGCGCCCGCAUUCAACUGAAGGUUGAAUGCGAAAUGAUGAACGUAAAAGAAAACGUCAACUGGCCAAGGAUGCCAUGAAGAACAAACCAUGACUCCCUGGAGAGCUGAAUUGUCUCUUUUUUGACCCCAUAGGACCUUUUACUUUAUUAUUACCAGAAUUAAAAAAAAAAAACAUUCUCCUUCGCUGGUGUCACAAUUCGGCUUGAUCAACUGGAUUACUGCAAGACGCAGACAUUAUUUGCAAUGAAAAACUAAAAAAAAUGGUAUCGACAAAUGGUCAAAAUUUUGCUAAUUACAUUUUAGAAAAUGACGAUACAUAUUGCAAUUUGCGAACUGGAUCCGGCGAGUUCGCGAACUAUGCAUACGUACUUAUUCCUGAUGUGGAACUGAUAUCGUGAGGGCAGGUUAAUGGGUAUAGUUGUGAUAUGGCCCUGACGAAUGUGAUUUCUACUAUGAAAUGCUGGUUUAGUAAAUUUUAUGGUUACGUUUGAACAACGCUACCUUGUGACAUAAUAUUUCAGGCAACA